AUGAGCGCAGUUCUGAAGCCCGUGGCCGGGAUUGGGAGGAUGGCCAUUCCAAGGUUUACCGCCAGCUCAGCGACUCCAGAGAGGGUCAUAGAAGCCUUGCGGUCCCAAGGAUGUGCCAUCAUCGAGGAGCUCAUUCCCGAGAGCCGUAUGGCCCGCAUCUCACGUGAGCUGGAGCCCCACGUCAGCGCAAGGGCUAUGCCAGCUGAUGGCGCACAGGUGAUGCUGCCCGAGCAUGCAGAUUUCAUGGGCAACCGAACCAAGCGGAUGCUGGGGGUUCUUGGAAAAGCCCCAAGCAUGUCUGAGCUGGCUGCGCACCCAACGGUCCUGGGCGUUGCAGAUGCACUUCUUGCACCUUACUGUGAACGUAUUCAGCUCCACAUCGGCAUGUUCCGGCGACUCUGUCCAGGUGAGGCCAAGCAGCCUCUGCACCAAGAUCGCCACAGUGUUCCGGCCAUGGACCUCAAGCCGGGACCGGGCCAGCCCGGCUACUUCCCCGGUGCGCAGUGGGGUGUUGCAGCACUCUGGGCUCUCUCUGACUGCACCGAGAUGAACGGAGCCACAAGGCUGAUCCCAGGCUCUCACCUUCGAGACGACGUGAAUCUCGACAUGACUCUGAAAAGAACUCAAGCGGAUGGUCGAUGGGUGCCCAGCGAGGAGGAUUGUGUCUUGGCAACCAUGCCUCGGGGCAGCGUUCUGCUCUACCCUUCGGCCACCGUCCAUGGGGCCUCGGCCAACCGAACCGAUGGCAUUCGGGACGUGUGCCUGUUCGCCUACUCUCCUGCAUGGGUCCGGCAAGAAGAGAAUAUGUAUCUGACAACGCCACCUGAAGUUGCAGUGAAGCUACCUCCAGUUGUGCAGGAGCUCAUCGGCUAUUCUCUGCAUGGGCAGGUGCUUGGCAUGGUGGACGUUAAAGGCGACAUGGGUGAUCCCCAAGAUCUACUGAAGGAGAAGUACCGCAGCUCAGUGUCCGAAAGAACCAGUGCUUCACUUCCGGUUCUGAGUCGCCGGGACAUGCAGUGCCCCGGCACUCGCAAGGCCUUUGCAGCUUCCCUUCGGGCGGCGUGCGAGCACAGCGGUUUCCUCUACCUGGCAGAUCAUGGCUUAGACAAACA
This is a messenger RNA of Symbiodinium pilosum, 1112 nucleotides long. The record is from the annotation of a GenBank genome assembly. NCBI's taxonomy places the organism in Eukaryota, Dinophyceae, Suessiales, Symbiodiniaceae.